Limanda limanda (common dab) is the source of this 3422-nucleotide messenger RNA. Its product is annotated as ETS-related transcription factor Elf-1-like. The transcript is spliced from 8 exons. Gene Ontology annotation, cellular component: nucleus. Gene Ontology annotation, molecular function: sequence-specific DNA binding; DNA-binding transcription factor activity, RNA polymerase II-specific. The coding region runs from base 562 to 1854 and encodes 430 amino acids. The record is from RefSeq and is a predicted model, not a curated record. Gene Ontology annotation, biological process: regulation of transcription by RNA polymerase II; cell differentiation. Lineage: Eukaryota; Metazoa; Chordata; Actinopteri; Pleuronectiformes; Pleuronectidae.
AAAAUCAACACGAUCUCCACAGAUCUGAAGUAUGUGUGGCGCUUUCUGGAGACUGGAACGGUAACUGAUCCCAGGUCAGGUCUGUGAGCACAUGAAGGUUUAUGUUUUGCCAAAAAGGGAUGAGAGCAAUUUCCGUUCCUCACUUGGAUCCUCCAGGCAACUGCUGCUUUGCCACAUACAGACACAUGCUAUAAACAAAAGGUUGGUUCAGACCACACGACGGUUUAGCAGUCCCCGCUUCCUCAUCGAGAGUCGAGGCAGAGCGAGCGAGCAAGAGUGAGCUUCCUGUAACGUCUCUGAGUCUCUGGUCAAUUAGUUUACUCACAUCACUCUUCACUGUGGAUUCACCCUGCAUGGAAACACAGCAGCCUCGACGUAUCCUGAUGGGAGCUCUGUGGUAGAUCUGCUCUGACGGACGACGGGAGGUUCUCUCCAAACACCGGACCUGUCUGGACACAAAACAAACAUCAGACCUGUUCAGUUAUCAACUUCCUCAGAGAAGAGCUGCCAUGCUGUUUUCACCCAGUUAGACUUGCAAUUGUGUGUUUGGGAUAUACAACCAUGCUGCAGCAGUCAGAGCUCAUCUUUGACUUUGCCAGUGACCACAUUAACAUGUCACAGUUGGUCAGUCACUCAGAUUACCCUGCGGUGAUUGUGGAGCAGGUUCCUCAUCCACACCUGCUCUCAUAUACAGGACUAACGUAUGAACAGCCACACACAGAAGAGGAUUACCAGAGGAUGCUCAAAGUGGAGCCAUGUGAAAGUGGAGAAGAAGAGACCAUGGAGACGCUUGUUGCUGCUGACUCGCUUCUCAACAUGGACUGUUCUGACACCCUCUCCCUGGAACACUAUUCCCAGACCUUCCUACCAUCACUGGGUGAUGUCAUCACAGCUCCUGUUACCCAGGUGACGGUGUCAGCAGAGGGGAUAGUGGGACCUGUUGACCAGUCACAUUGGCACUCGUUGCACACAAAGAAGACUGCAGCACAGCUUCAGACCAGAAAGAGAGGUCAAAAACGUCGACAUCGCAGGGCAGAUUCUCCCACACCAGACAUCAUAGUGAAAAAGGACAAAUACAACAAAGGAGGAAACACGCUGUACCUGUGGCAGUUCCUCAUGGAGUUGCUACAGGAUCGACAGGUCUGUCCCCGCUACAUCAAAUGGACCAAUCCCCACGCAGGCAUCUUCAAGCUGGUUAACUCGAAGGCCGUGGCUCGACUCUGGGGCAAACACAAGAACAAGCCAGAUAUGAAUUAUGAGACUAUGGGCAGAGCUCUCAGGUAUUACUACCAGAGGGGGAUACUCAAUAAGGUGGAAGGCCAGCGUCUUGUGUAUCAGUUCACCUCUCUGCCAAAAGACAUGAUUUAUAUCACGGACGGAGACAGCACCAAAGAAGGAGAAGAAGACGAUGAGGAUCACUACGACAAUAGUGGCAACGAUGAAGGUGUGAGUGAUGACACCGAUGACUGCGCGAUAUCCUCUAGUGACCAAUCGGUGGAGGAGGAAGAUUUCCCACCACCACAAAAGAAGAUGUCAUCUAGUAGCUCUGUGCGAGCCCCAGCCGCUCCGCGGACCAGGCCGGCGCCCAGGCCUCCAGGCCAGCGUGAAACUGUCCUGCGGCCAACCAGCAAAAGCCUGAUCCAGGAGCAGCACUUACCCAUAGUGUCUGCUGAGAUGCUGCGGACCCUCCAGAACCUGGAGAAGGUCCAGUCCCUGCAUCCCGCCGGUCACGCCUCAGUCUUUAAAACGGCUCAGCUGCUGGGGAGCCUGUACGAACGUCAGGCCGCCGCUGUGGUGGCGGUCGACAUCAUGGGUGCACCCGACAUGCACGAUGAAAAGUCCCACCAAGGGUAGAAAAAGUUCACACGUAGAGACUUCACAGCUGGUGCCUUUCACUAGCUCUGACCAAUAGAACAGAGCAGCCCACAACCAAAAACAUGCACAUACACUCCACUGUCUCAGGUCCAGUUACAGAGCUGCUCUUGGCUGCGGCAUCGCGUUCACACCAGGGCCUUUAUAUCAUACGUGUGUAAGAGCAGAGAUCUUGAUCUAGGAUUCAUUUUGUAUUUCAGAUUUUUUUAUUCAAAGGUAACAAAGAUAAUGCUAGAUCAGUCCUUCCUUACUGGCGUUUGAGUUUAGAGGAAAUUGGCAGCGAUCAGUAGUUUGACUUCUCGGUAGACAUGCAGACUUUAAAAGCUCAUGUCUUUAAUCUCAGCCUUUUGUUAUUCUCUGUACAAGACACCAAAGACAGACAUGCACUGGAAUCUUCAGUCUCUCUGCAGAAACACGCGCUGCUUGCACGUGGGCUCCACUGUCAUGGAGCUAAUUACCUGAUCUGUGCACACUGUGCCCUCCGUCUCUCUGCCUUCUUCUUUUUUUUCUUCUUACCGUCACUUGCUGAAUAAUUUCUCUGCCUUGAUGCACUAAAGUUUACCGCUGCUGUAUGUUUCUUCUCUUAAGUGCCUGAAGAUCUCAGACCACCCUCUCCCCCCCGCUUCCGCUGUUCCUGGAAAAUCGUGAGGUUGUUGAGGGAAAACAUUCCAUAUUAUUGUAUAUUAUUUUUUAAGAUUACUGAAUUAUGUUUGUAUUGUGAAAUGUUGAAAAACAAGGGAUCACUGUUAUUUCUAGAAUAGGAAUUUAGCACUGCUGCUGUUUAUAGCUGAUGUAUGUUCAGUGGACCUCGCCUUUUGUUGACAAUCACCAAAGAAAUUAUGUCAUAGCCUUACUUAGCUACAGCGCUUCAUGUAGUGUAGCGUCUAUGCCACGCACAUAUUCCCUUUAGUUACCACGCAUAACAUAAAGUACAGCAUAUGAGUGCUUACAUGGACUUCUAAAGCAUAUCUUUGUAUUGUGUGUUAUAUACUGUAUGUUUGUGAACAUGCUUGACUUUGUGCCUUGUUUCCAUUUUCUCCCUCAGGUUUGUUUAAUUUGUUUUGCUGCAAAGACUCUAUGCACUCUAUGCAAGUUAGUAAGUAAAACAACCGGCCCUUUAUAAAGAAGUAAUGCUGAGUUCAGCAUUUUGUCUUCACUUGAUCUUGCUUUAGCCUCAGAAAUCCAGACUACAAAGUUCUCUUCACUCCAAAUGCAAAACUGUUGGGUAAGACUUUUAUGCUGGCAUCUGUGAGGCUAAACUUGGUUUGGAGAUGUUUCAAACUGUGCCUUUGCCCCUCCCUGGAACCCCUUAUGCAAAAGUGCUUUUCACUUAAUGACUGAGAUUUAUUUUUUAUUUUGGAAUCCUCCUCACUUUGCCUUAUCUGGAGCUCCCUUGAGAUUUUUACGUUUUACUGAUUACAGAUUUGUGAGCUUGUAGCAGAGGGAGAGGUGGAUUUUUUGUUGCUGUUCUUUGUAUGUUUGCCUUCACACAGUCUCGAGGUGUUGAAAAGAGAAGAAAAGAAAAUAAACUUAAUUUUGUCAGUGUGAAA